GCUCCGCCCCCGCUCGAGACCCUGUGAUUUUUGUGUCAAUGCCACGAACAAGGGAAACCGCGCGCUGUCAUUCAUAAAGGAAACACCGGCUCGGUAAAUGGCGAAGACCUACGACUACCUUUUCAAACUCUUGCUAAUAGGAGACAGCGGAGUGGGGAAGACAUGUCUCCUGUUCAGAUUCAGCGAGGACGCGUUUAACACCACCUUCAUCUCCACAAUCGGAAUUGAUUUCAAAAUCAGAACUAUUGAGCUGAAUGGGAAGAAAAUCAAGCUGCAGAUAUGGGACACGGCAGGACAGGAAAGAUUUAGGACGAUCACCACGGCGUACUACAGAGGCGCUAUGGGCAUUAUGUUGGUAUAUGACAUCACCAGUGAAAAGUCGUUCGAGAACAUUAAAAACUGGAUACGCAACAUCGAGGAGCAUGCAUCAUCUGACGUAGAGAAGAUGAUACUCGGAAACAAAUGUGACAUGAACGACAGGAGACAGGUGUCCAAAGAGAGAGGAGAGAAACUGGCAAUUGAUUAUGGGAUCAAGUUUUUGGAAACAAGUGCAAAAACCAGCGUAAAUGUCGAAGAGGCCUUUUUCACCCUUGCUAGAGACAUUAUGGCUCGACUUAGCAGAAAAAUGAAUGAUGGCGGUCAAGCAGAUAGCGGAGGGCCUGUGAAGAUUUCAGAGAAACGCUCUAAAAAGCACAGCAUCUUCAAGUGUGCUCUGCUGUAACGCUUUUACGGCAAGUGUGUGCAGUACGUUCCCUCGCUGUGUGUCUGCGGCAGCCAGAAAUGCUCUGCUGGUACGACAUAUCACACAAGCCUCUGCAAAGAGCUGGACUAUCAGGCUCAAGAACAGAUGAAGGUUCGUCUUUCCAAGCCCUUAAAGUCAAGAGAGGAAUUAUGCAGCUUUGAGAGAUUUAGGCGGUAGAGUCACAAUGGGAAACAUUUCCUUUGUUGUGUGGUGAUAAUCGUGAUGAUUGUGUCAAAAAAAUUAAAUACGAAUGUUUUUUUGUUUUUUUUUAUGUUAUUGUAAAAUAUUCUAUAUAGACACAUCUUAAAACAUUUGCUGCUGAAGGCUUAGAUGUAUAAUUUACAGUAUUUCUGAAUUAGUCAGUUUGUCUUGUUGUGAUAUGUUCCUGGGUAUCUUUUAUACAGUAUGUACACUGUGUUCUUGCACUGGUUAAAAAAAAAAAGUUUAAUAGAGAAAACUUUGUAAAAGGCCAUUUUUGGGACGCCAGUGGGUAAAAGCACUUUAUGUGUGUUUUCAAAGAGCUCUCCUCACAGGCACGUCCAUGUAUAGCACAGACGGACAUCAAUCCAUCUGCAGGAAGGUUGCAAAGAUAGCACACGAUGACUGUAGAGCACGAUGGGCGAAGGAACAUCUUCAGGUCAGGUAUCAAAGGGAACACGUCUUACUUAGCAAAAUCACAGUAGGAAGUGUGUGUCUGACACAGCUAAACCUGAGAAAUUGUGCCUGUGUUGUACCGUAGAUCCUUAGCCUUAGGGCGGUAAAAUGUAGGGAUUAUAUUCGAAUUCAGUCUAGCACUGAUUUGUGAAAAUUGUGACAUUUUUUUAAAAUAUGAAAAUAAUCAUUAACUGUUCAAUUAGCAUUUCAUGUUUUAAUUUGAAAACGGGCUGCUUGGCCAUGUGAAAUCAAGUAUAGAGACAACGGUCUUUGUGUCAGUGUUACAGUAUGUUUUGUUAAACAGUAAAGCCACUAACGCAUGUUUAUGAAAAUUCAUUAACAAAGUUUUUUUUCUGUUCCAGCUUGAUAUUUCUAAUUUUAGCAAAUUUUUUGUUCAAUUGCAUCCAGUGCAUAAGGUUAUGUACUCAGUGUACAAGUAAUCUUUUUUUUUACUGUUUACAUAUUUUUCACCAUAGGCUCUUAAAAGAAACAUACAAUUGCCAAAAAGUGGUAUUAUGUGUUGUUGUUGUUUUUUGCUUGUAGUGUAAUUAUGUUUAGUUAUUUAGUCAAUGAAUGCAGGGUGAAAUCCAACUGGUUAAAUCAGCACUUUUGUUUUCAAACCUGUGAGACAUUUCAGUCUCCUGUUAAAACUGCACUAAUAGUUGUGUCUAAAGAAAUAGUACAGAUUACAGCAAUAAAACAUCUCCAUUUGGGAAUUCUCUCUUCCGACUACUUGUGCUGAUAUUGGGGACCUUGAUGCCUUGGAACUGGAUCCAUUACUUUGAGUUCAUUUAAUUUCCCUUUGACAAAUGUAGCAUUAUCAUGACCACUGAUAUUCAGAUGGGACCAUUGUUAUGCAUGUAUUUUUGUUUUUCGUAUUUGUGAUUGUAUGAUUGAAUUUUUAAGAGAUGAUGUGGUGUUAUUGGACUCUAUAAUGCGACCUGUUUCCUGAAAAUAUACAGUAUGCUUAUUUAAACUUGUUGAAACCUUAACAAAGACAAUGUGAACAAGAAUUUGAAGUGUGGUUUUAUUAACUGUAGACUUUUAUACUACAUAUAACCAAAGUAAAUACUGUAUAAACAUGUCUUGAGCUUA
Molecule: messenger RNA, 2491 nt
Organism: Puntigrus tetrazona (Sumatra barb)
Lineage: Eukaryota; Metazoa; Chordata; Actinopteri; Cypriniformes; Cyprinidae
Product: ras-related protein Rab-8B-like
Exons: 7
Coding region: 98-721 (207 amino acids)
Biological process (GO): Golgi vesicle fusion to target membrane; protein secretion; cellular response to insulin stimulus
Cellular component (GO): endosome; trans-Golgi network transport vesicle; synaptic vesicle
Molecular function (GO): GTP binding; GTPase activity
Source: RefSeq, a predicted model, not a curated record